AUGGCCUACACGACACAGUACCACGACGACUCGGACGCAGAUGACGAGUUCGAGCGACAGGGCAUCCACAGCCCAACCCUCCCCGCCGAGUACGAGAGUUCGCCCACGAGCUCUGGUCCGCUGAGCACAGAACACACGCCCACGACCUUUACCCACUCGAGGGACAGCAAGAGCAGCCCCACCGAACACAUAAUGGAGUGGUCGGCAGAUCAAGCGGCAGACUUCAUAGCAGACCUAGGCUUGGAGCAGUAUGCCGACACGUUUGUUGACGAGGGCAUCACAGGCGAUGUGCUAGCCGCCCUACAACAUGCUGAGCUCAAGGAGAUGGGCGUAGGCAGCGUGGGCCACCGCCUCACCAUCCUCAAGGCCGUCUACGAGAUCAAAAUCAGCCAGAACGUGCCCUUGGAACCAGAUGACUAUGUCCCGCUGUCUGCGGACACUUCGGCCCAGGAAGCACCACCAACACAGGACGACUUCGCCAAGGUGAUCCGUGUCGUUCAAGCACGAGACGAGCGCAUACACACAGCUGAGUCGGAGCUGCGACAUCUACGGGAAGACCUCAGUAGGGUCAUGGACGAGAACAAGCGGUUACGGGAAGAGAUUCUACCGCUCAUGCGCAUGCUAAAAGACAACCCGAAACCUCUGCCUACUCCUCACGAACACACCGUCACCUCACCCCCGCCUACGGAACAAAGAUCUGGCGGAAGCAGUCUGUCGCGUAAGUUCUCUACUAAGAAGCUCUUCCUCGGGUCCGCCCCAAAGAAUCCUUCUCCAACAAUCCAAGAACAUCGUGCUCUUGUCGAUCAUUCUUCUUUGGAUCCCUCAGCAGCAGCUAUGGCAGCAUCUUCACACCUCACAGCCUCACUUGGUGGUGGCCCACAAACGUCGCCCAACUCGAUUGCACAACCAUCGCCCACUUCACCUGCAUAUACGCAAGGUCAAAGUCGACAGUACAAUCGCGAACUGCCCCGAACCGGACACGAGCACGAGAAUACCUCUGGCUGGGGACCAACAAAUACCUGGGCUUCAGACACAACCGCUGUAUCCGACCGCAAUCGCGAUCCACGCGCAACGCCCGCACCGUUGUCAUCGCGGCUGAUGCGAAACAACGCCGCACCUACACCAAACCCCGAUGAUCGAGAUCCACCGCUAUCAGGCGGUUCAAGCACACUAAAUGCAUCUUCGUCCGCCCCCGCAUCGACUCCUUCCACCAAUCCGCAAGUCGAGAUCUUCAAGUCUUUCCGCGUGUCCAUCGACGAUCCAUGUCACAAAGUUCUUCCAGUAGCACUCAAGAAAUACAACAUUACAGCAGACUGGCGGCAAUAUGCGUUGUAUAUUGUCCACGGCGACCAAGAGCGGUGUUUAGGGCUGAACGAACGACCCCUCAUAUUGUUCAAGCAGCUGGACAAAGAAGGCCGAAAACCAAUGUUCAUGCUUCGCAAGCACGCGGCACCCGCAGAAGGCCAUGUCAGUACUGUCGGCGGCAACGAUGUUCGCCCUGUAAAUCCACAGAAUGAGAAUUUUGGUUGGGGUAACCAGAACAGAGGGACGCCAUUGCCAGGAGGAGUGCUGUAG
Messenger RNA from Cucurbitaria berberidis CBS 394.84, 1575 nucleotides. RefSeq lists its product as uncharacterized. The coding region runs from base 1 to 1575 and encodes 524 amino acids. Gene Ontology annotation, biological process: signal transduction. Lineage: Eukaryota; Fungi; Ascomycota; Dothideomycetes; Pleosporales; Cucurbitariaceae. The record is from RefSeq and is a predicted model, not a curated record. Gene Ontology annotation, molecular function: protein binding. The transcript has 3 exons.